Yamadazyma jaroonii is the source of this 1470-nucleotide messenger RNA. Lineage: Eukaryota; Fungi; Ascomycota; Pichiomycetes; Serinales; Debaryomycetaceae. The record is from the annotation of a GenBank genome assembly.
AUGAGAAGAGUAAGGAAAACACCCAUAACAGAAAAGAUAAAGAAUUACCCUUUUGAUUUAUGGUUAUCCAUCAACGAAUGGACUAUGUCAAUAUAUUGGGAUGAAUACAGUCAUUUGAGUUUUGGAUUGGGGAAUUUAUUAUCGAUAUUGUUCAUUUUCAUAUCAAAGUUAAAUAACUAUUCAAAUCCUAAAGCUUCUUCAAUAUUCCAAUCUGAUUACUACAGUUAUGAUAGAAUCAAACAGAAAGCUUUCAAAGGACAAUCAGGAAAUUCUGUAUCCGCUGGAUUAGUACAAUUCUCCACUUUCAUUUUAUUUACCACUUCAAUUAUCAACACUAUUAAUCUUAUCAUCUCAGUGAAGACAUAUUCCCUUUUAAAUAGUGAAAAGCCAAACAGUCCUUCAGUUAAAGAGACUUUAUUGAAUGAAGAAUCCAAUAAAUGGUUACAUUUUCUUACAUUGAUAUUUUCUUCAUUCAAAAGAAUCGAUGAUAGUUUUAUUGAUGACAGUGGAACCACCGAUACUUCCAAUAUCGAGAUAAAUUUAUUUGAUAAAGUGGUGUACGAAAUGAAUGUUUGGGAUCCUUCAAAAUUUCAAUUAUUUUUAUUUUCAGGGUUCAAUCCUUUAAACCUCCUUAUCAUUAAACUAAUCAACGAAUUAUCCAUCUGGAAGAUUUUAUUCAUAGUAUUUAUAAUCAAUUGUCAACUUUAUUGGGUUAUCGACAGAUUCUUCAUCUUAUUGAAUGAUAAACAAAUUUUAUAUCAAGAAAUGUUCUCCGAAUAUAACAACAAAUUUGUCAAACCCAAGACGGAAAUCUUGAAACGAGAUGUAGGUAUUGAUGCUUCGAAAUAUAAUAACCAUCAUGAUGUUAUAAUUGAACAAUCGAAUCCUUUCUUCCAAAGUGUGAAACUGAAAGUUUUUAUUGCUCACGAUAUCAAUGGGAAACCUAUAAAUGUUCUUAAUCAUGAUGACGAUAGCUUCUCUGACGAAAGGAAGAAAUUUGAAUCAGAAAAAAUCAAGUUUGAAUUAGAGAAAGAAAAAUUCAAUCAAUUGAAUAAUUCGAUGAUUCUGGAUAUUGACGAAUCUUGGUUUAAUUCUACUUCGACUCCUCAUAAAGCUAAAUUACCUUCAUUGAAUAGAUCAUUCUUAGAUAAUUCUCGAUCUUUCAUUGAAACUCAAAAAUUAAGUCCUAGUAGAUUGACCAGUCCAAAUAGACCUAUAAGUCCAACAAGACAAACCAGCCCAUCUAGAAAUUCAAUCAAUCAAUCUAGUCCAAUGUACAGAUCGAUGAGUCCACCCAAAUCACCAUCGAAAAGAACUUCCAUCUCAGGAUAUCCUUCAAGUCCUAGUAGAUCAACCCAAAGUAGUAGGUAUGAAAAUAGGUACGAUAGAUCUGAAAGGAGAGAGAACAGAGACAGAGAUGAAAAUAGAUUUGGUUAUAGGCCACCAAGUCCAAGGAAAAGGUUCCGUUAA